UUUAAUUCCUACUUGUUUUAUAGUGCUACAUAUGACAAGCCGAAAUGCAAGCAAUGCAAAUCUAGGCUCAAUUGAUCUACUCGAAACAGUAUUAACGCCUGAUCAUCAUCUCUCAAAUGACCAACGGACGAAGUAUGCUCAACAAUUGGAUCAAUUCAUUGAGGAAGCUAGUAAAACAGGAGUGAUACAAUGGCAUCGUCAAGAUAUGAUGCAAAUAGUCGAAACAUGUACGCGCUAUUCUGAACAGCGACUCAAUAUCUUAUUAGCCAAUCCUACUUUACCGACUACAUUGAAAGAAUGCUUAGUACGUAUCCUUGCCGCUGCCGCUUGUUAUACUCGUUUGGAUCUUUUGACGGCCUGGGUUUUGGAUCGAUUAAACAAUCCUUUACAACAACAAACGUCAAAUAUGUCUUCUUCUGAAUACAAGAUGUGGUUGUUGUUGAUAUUACAAGAGACUAUUGUUCAUGCUCAAAUGGAUCCAUAUACUCAACGACAAUUACAAGACUUAUCAGUAUCAGUGAUGGGUAGUUUGGUGAUUUUCUUGGAUAGUACCGAAGCAAUAAAUCAAUUGAAUCAUGUUUUAACAGUGUUAUCCAGCAUCGCUCACUAUUACAGCAAUACGUUUAUGUCCCAAUUUCAAGAUGUAGUGGGUUUAUUGGUUGGCUGGUAUCUUGAUCCUGAUGUGACUGAUCAAGAUAGACAAUUGAUACAAGAUUCAUUUCAAAACUAUACUCCUUAUUGGCAAAUGACAUUGGCUUUUGGAUUUGAAUUAUUACAAAACUUUCUUCAUGAUUUGUAUACCCGAUUACAACAAAUUCAACCUGAAAAAUCCUUGGAUGAAGAACUUUGGCCAACUUGUGAUAGACUCUUAAGUUGUUUUCAUUCUCUCUUACAAGUCAUUGUAUCUUGGAUACCAUCCUUGGGUCAACAUCAUCCUCUUACCUCAACAUUUGAUCAACUUAGAUCGGAUACUGUCAUGUUAUUCUUACAAGUUUUGGAACUCGAAGAACAACCUAGUAAAAUUUGGUUUGAUCAAUCAAAUCGCAUCUUACUUUUGUUAUUCUCUGUUCGGCAAUAUACCAUACAACCUCUUCAACAUUCCUACUACUAUUAUAUCACUGCUCAACGUGGCAAACCUUCUAUGAACGAUGAAGUUUAUAUUGGAUAUCUUUUAAAGAUGAUUGAUAGUUGGAAAUCAAGUACGCCAGAUCAAAAUAUAUUACAUGAAUUAUUAGAUGUCAACGUAUCUCCACUUUUCGCCCUACUUGAAAAUAAACGGCAACUUACCCGAAAAGGUGUUCUCCUAGUAUUACGGCUCAUCAUCGAUAUGUGCGAUCCAUCUUACUUAUUUACCUACAGCACUCAGUGGUUGGCAUUAGGAUAUACGUCCAAACAAGACCAACAGACGGCGGUCAAGACUCCUUGCUUGGAAACAAAUAUUUAUUGCACCUUGUUACUGGAUACAGCGUCGGCAUUAAAAGUGAUUUCAACAGCAAACGACAACACGCAAAUGGACUUUGUAGUCAAGAUCAGAAAUCAACAUGAAAAUCAAGUGAUUGCAGUGAUGAUGGCAUUUUGGCAAACUGGUGAUUACGAUCAAUAUGAUACAACAUUGGAUAUGUUACUUCGAUACUGGACUUGUUUGCUUACCAAAGUAGAAUCACCAUCAGCAGCAGCGGCAAUGAUGGGUGAUAAUCAGGCUACCUUAUUACAAGAUAUGGUUCAUGGUCAUUGGCCUGCACUUUCGCUUCAUGCCAAACAUUCCCUUCUACGGUAUUGUGAUUUUUUGAUGAAUCAUGUCGGAACAUCCACUGAGAAAGUCUUACAACCGGUGUUUUUGACGGAAAUGAUGACACGCCUUGCCUAUGAAACCAGUCCACACGUCAAAGGAAAAAUGAUUGAUUGUUUGAUGUUAUUUUGCAAGAAAUAUGGCUCUUCUAUGUUGGCUAACACAAUAGGUCCUGCUUGGAUGGUAUAUCACUUACAAAACAGUAUGAACAGCAUUUCGGAAUCCGUACGAAGUAAAAGUCAACACCUUCUAAAGUCUCUAAAUCCAUUUAUCAUGACAUCUCUUGAUGGUACUGUAGAACAAGACAAUCAUCGGAUCAUGACAACUCUCAAGGCAAUGAUGAUGGCGACACCUCAUACUGGUACCUUUCGACCUGUCCACUAUGAAAUAGUCAUGAAACAUCUUGGUAUGCAAUCGUUUCUUAUGGCAGGUCAGUCAAGUGAAAUGAGUACUACAUCAACAAAUGAUCAGAAUGGCCUGGUCAAUAGUCAUGAUACUUCAUUCGAUUGGAUUCGUCGUUUAUUCCAUUCAUGUGGUGGGAUUCAAUAUAUGAAAAGUAUUCAACCGACUUUUUUGAAAGAUUUGGAUGAAACAAAAAUGACAGCUUUGAUGAACGGGUCUCGAUCUUUACUUUAUUACUGGUCCAUGUGGGAAUGUUCGCGUUAUUGUAUUUUAUCAAGACUACGUACUCCUUUUGGUGGUCCUCAACAGACAUUUGCAGCGUUUGAAAAAAAAUUAAUUGAAUUGGUGGAUGGUCCAACUACUGGUGCAAUAUCAACUAGCCAUAAGGAAUCACUGUAUGAGUUGUUAAAUUUAUUGGAGCGACUGGAAAUUCAAAUUUACAAUGCGGCGGAAGGAAAUACCAAUGUCAAUAAUAGCAACAAUAGCAGUGAAAUGAUCAUUAUUCCUAUGGUACCCAAAGCAAGCUACACCUUUUUCCACACCAAUCGAAAAACAUGUCAAGAUUAUUUUACCAGAAUACGGCCUCUCAUAGUUCAAGGUGCAAAGAAAUUGGACUGGGAUACCAUGUUUCUGAAACAAGCUUUUACAUACUUAUCGGAUCAAACACCUCCAUGGACACAAUCAUCAUUGUCGGAUUGUUCCAUCGAUUCUGCAUUGGGCUUUUUCAAGAAAAUCAACAAAUAUGUCAUUGAUAUAGUCUCUGUAUGCAUUCGCCAAGGAUUAGAAGACAGUAUAUUGGGUUUGGAAUCUUGGUAUCAACACCAUGUCAACAGUGCAAAUAAAUCAGUGGAAUUAUUGAACAAAUCCUGGUGUUUUAUUGGAUUGGUUGGUCCUUUACUGCUUAAUACAAAAGAUGAAGCGAGUGUUUCUUGGUUUCAAGUUGCUGCCUACUUUGCCAUGGGAUGCGACGAAAAAGCAAUUCAGCUGUUGUCCCAACUUGAUACUGCAGUGAUGAACAAUAAUCAGCAACAUAAAGAUAGUCAUGAUAUUCUAGAUAUGCUUCAUGGAAAAGCGCUUCAUUUUUAUACAUCACUGGAGGAUUAUGAUGCCAUUCAAUCUGUAUGCCAAGCCUACCCUUACCUCUUUAGCACUAACAUCUCGACAAAGUUGAUCGAUUUUACUGGGUCCAACACGGUCACCGAGACUAGCAUGCCAACUUUGAUACACGAACUCAACGACAACUGCAACCUGGAAACAAUGAUGCAAAUUGCCCGAUUAAAUGAAUUUCGAAAAGCGACUUUAAACGUAUCCGACAACAAGACAUUCUCCAACUCGAUUUGCCAUCGCCUAUUGACCUGCCUUGAAAAAGAAGAAGAGGAGUAUACCGAUACAUUGGCCUUUACACAUAGUCGUACACAGCUUAUUGAAUUACAGCUUGAACAAGGUAAUAUGGAAAUACAACGAGCUGCUAUGGAAUGGACGCAAUCAAACAUAUCAAUGGGAUUAACAAGAUACGACUGUUCGACACUACCUGAUACCAAACUCUGGAUACGACUUUCCAAUGCCAUCACCAGCACCACUACAUCCGCAGUUCCAAAUGCCAACAUGUCAUCUACACUCUAUGAUAUAUAUCUUGCAACAGCGUAUGUGGCUAGGAAACAACACAAUUACCAGACUGCUUCGCGUUAUCUUAGCAAAUUAUCAACAUUAUUGGACACGUCAACAUCCCCAGUCGUCACGAGGAACAAGAAGCAUCUGAUUGAAUAUGAAAAAAUCAAAUUGGCUCUAGCUGGUGGUGAUCCUCAUCCAAUUACCAAUAAUGAUACAUGCUCAGCUUUAUAUACUUUGAUUGAUACCAUUACCCGCGAUCAAGCAGAAGAUCUUGAGCAACAGCGUCUUGCAAGUCGGAUGUACCUGAAAUUAGCCCAUCUACAACAACAACAGUCUCAAGGAUUAGAUGACACUUCUAUAUGGCAACAACGUGUGCUUGAGACGUUACAGAAAUCAAUCGACACAAGUGGUGAUUCGUGGGCAACACCAUGGUUUAUUUAUGCAACUUAUCAUUAUGAACGUGCCUGCAUGCUUUUAGACGAUAUUCAUCAUAUACUUCAACAACCAGAUUCCACGACUCGAUCGAUAUCUGGUGUUAUUCAAUCCAUACGCGAAACUUGGUUGGACUUGAUUUCAAAAGAGAAAGAUGCACUUUCUACCACAUCUAAUUUGUACCAAGAAGAAGAAAAGACGUACUCUCCUUUGGCAGCUUUGAAUGAAAUGGAAACCAGUAACAAGUUUACACAAUCUAAAAAGGUAUUGAAUGAAAUACAACAGUAUGACUCUCUAGGCUCCUUCCCCAUCUCUACGAUCACUGCACUGUUAGCACCUUUGGAUCGUUUACAAGUCAUUCUUUUGGAUCAUUUUCAAUCAGCCUUGGCAGCUUACUUCCGAUACCUAGACCUUAUUGGUAGCGACAAUACAUCAACAUCGUCUUCGUCACCUUCAUCCAUGAUGAUGUUAUCAACACUACGCCUAGUCCAAAUUCUCGUACAAUAUGGUGAAGCUUUACAAUCAGCGUUCGAAACAGAAAUGCAUCAACGACCAUGCUGGGAACGAUCACAAUUAUUGGCAUGGAAGCAAAUUAUCCCUCAGCUUUAUUCAAGAUUGAAGAAUCAUACAAGUACUUUUGUGAAAUCAAUGCUGGGGCAAUGGAUUAGUAAAUUGGUUGAGGCCUAUCCUCACGAUAUGAUAUAUAAUGUGAUUGUUGGUAUGUCCUCUUCUUCUUCUAUUGGUAUGGAUGAUGAUAUGACUCAACAGUUGAUCCAGCAACAAGGUCAACAAAUUAUGGAAAUGACUACUACUACAACGGUGGAACAAGAUGAAAAUGUGUGGACAGCAACACGUCGAAUGACAGAAGAACUGGAGAAAAUCACUGUAUUAUGGGAAGAAACUUGGCUUCAUCGGAUUUCGACUCUACAACUGGAUAUCAUGAAUCAAUGGGAAUAUCUUGAAAAGAUUCGCAGCACCAAUAAUAACGAAGGGUUUGAAACAACCUACACCAAUGCUAUGCGCGACGUUGUUGCUUCGAUCCAACAAUUGAUGAUCGCGACAAUUGAUUCUACUACAAUGACUCCUCAUGAAACUUGGUUCAAUCUCACCUUUGGCAAACCGAUCCGGCGUGCAUUUGAAUUACUUUCUCGACCUGAAUCUAUGGACACAUAUCGAAAAGGAUGGGAUCGAUUCCAACAGAUUCAUCGACGUCUUACUAUGGAAACAAAUAAAGUUCGUGUGCUUAACUUGAAUCAGGUAUCACCGUAUCUUGCUAGUCUUCAAGGAACAAGUAUGUAUAUGCCAGGUUUGGACCAAACAUUAUGUGUACGGAUUCAUCAUUUUAGUUCGACAAUGAUGGUAUUACCCACAAAGACAAAGCCCAAGAAGCUGACUUUUCAUGGUACGGAUGGCUCCUCAUAUACAUAUUUAUUCAAAGGAUUGGAGGAUUUACAACUAGACGAACGCAUCAUGCAGCUCCUGAAUACCACCAAUGUGUUACUGAAAGAAGAUAGACAAUCUCGUGCCCGCCAUCUAUUUGCAAGGACCUAUGCGGUGAUUCCUAUGAGUAAUCAUUCCGGUAUGCUUCAAUGGGUUCAACGUGCCACUCCUUUGUUUGCACUGUAUAAAAAUUGGCAGAAACGUGAAUAUCUCAAUACGUUGUUCCAUCAACAACAACAACAGCAACAACAACAGCAACAACAACAGCAACAACAACAGCGACAACAACAGCAGCAACAACAACAACAACAACAACAACAAAAAUUACCAAUUCCACGGGCUACGGAACAGUACAUCGAUAAAGUGCUUGCGGCAAUGAAAGCAGCAGGAUUACGUGUAACCGCCAAUCGCCGACAUUGGCCUGAACCGAUUCUUCGCCAAGUAUACCAAGAUCUCGCAGCACAAACACCUAAUGAUCUACUGUCCAGGGCGAUAUGGUGGACCAGCACAGACAGUCGAGAUUGGCUGAACAAGACUACCCGGUUGGCACGAUCCAUGGCGGUGAUGUCGAUGGUUGGUUAUGUCCUUGGAUUGGGUGAUCGACAUUUGGACAACAUGUUAUUGGAUGAUGUGACAGGGGAUGUGAUUCAUAUUGAUUACAAUGUAUGCUUUGAAAAAGGAACGACGUUGCGUGUGCCUGAACGGGUACCUUAUCGUUUAACAAGAAAUAUGAUCCAUGCUCUUGGGUUGACUUCUGGUAUCCAACAACAGCAAGAAGAAAACACGAGUAGUGGUGGUGGUGGUAUUUUCCGUACGGCGGCUGAACAAACAUUACGAGUGAUGCGACAACAUAAAGAUCUAUGGAUGGGAUUAUUGGAAGAUGCGUUUGUGGUUGAUCCCUUACUUGCAGAUUGGCAACAGAGACAACACAAUAUCCAACUGGAACGUCAAGGAUCGGAAAUCAAAGGUGUGAUCAAGGAAGAACGUCAAUUUGUGGAAUUACAUUCAGGAUUAUCAUUGAUGGCUGCUCGCUUAGCUGAAACAAGUGUUCUUUUUGAAGCUCAACAUGCAUCUCUUGCUAUCGAACUUUCGACAAUCAAGCAACAACUUGAACAACAACAGCAACAAGAACAACAACGACAAGAAGAAGAGGAUCAUCAUGUCUUUGACAAUGACGACUAUGAUGACGAAUUCUAUGAUGAAGAAGAACAGGAUGAUGAUGAUCAAACUAUAUUAGAUCGAAGAAGGAAUCAAGAGCUCAACAAACUAUCCAGUAAUGAAAAAAUGAAGGACGAACAAAAGAGUGGAUCACCGCCUUCCGAUUGGGAACAAGACGAAGAAGAUCAUCAUCAUCAUCAUGAUACUGGAUCUUCAGGUACAAAACAUGAUCGUGUCCCAAUACUCAUUCAACAUCAACUGAAGGAUCAACUAGUACAUGUGUUUGACCAGUUACAUCAACCUUACCAAACAAACACAACAUGGACCAUGGGUGAAUUUGUGCCCUUAUUGGAUGCCAUCCGGAUGUUGGAAAUAGAAGAAAAUCAUGAAAUUCAUGUGGCUCAAGAAAGUGCAAAGGUGAUUUUAAAUGUGCUUCGAUUUAUUGAGAUCAAUAGCAAUAAAUUAGAAGGACGGCAUCGUUAUACCUAUACUGAGUUGACAAUCUUGGUACAAGAUGUGAUAGAACAGUUAGAUCAAUACUAUUCUACUUUACGCAUGUUGGAAAGCUUUGGAUUGGAACAACAACAAAAGACAGUACAAGACACCACACAUCGUCAAGAGAAAACGAUGUCACUGUUGACAUCUAGAAAGGACAAAUCAGUGUAUCAUGAUAAUCCUAGUUUGAAUAUUAUGCAACGAGUGCGACAGAAACUGGAAGGUCAAGAUCAAGAUCUAUUGUUGGACAAUCAUAUGCAUACUAUGACAGUGGCCGAGCAAGUGGCAAAGACAAUUGAACAAGCUACUAGUAUAGACAAUCUUAGUUUAAUGUACGAAGGAUGGACCAGUUGGGUAUAGUAAUAGACAUUUUAGAAUAUCAAAGACAUAUCUUAUAAUAAAAAAAAAAUUAUA
Halteromyces radiatus is the source of this 7741-nucleotide messenger RNA. RefSeq lists its product as uncharacterized. Lineage: Eukaryota; Fungi; Mucoromycota; Mucoromycetes; Mucorales; Cunninghamellaceae. Bases 32 to 7687 code for a protein of 2551 amino acids. Gene Ontology annotation, biological process: phosphorylation; nuclear-transcribed mRNA catabolic process, nonsense-mediated decay. Gene Ontology annotation, molecular function: protein serine/threonine kinase activity; protein binding. The transcript has 18 exons. The record is from RefSeq and is a predicted model, not a curated record. Gene Ontology annotation, cellular component: nucleus.